Messenger RNA from Linum tenue, 1113 nucleotides. The record is from the annotation of a GenBank genome assembly. Lineage: Eukaryota; Viridiplantae; Streptophyta; Magnoliopsida; Malpighiales; Linaceae.
AUGGGAAGGUCUCCUUGCUGCGACGAGAAUGGGCUGAAGAAAGGUCCAUGGACAACCGAAGAGGACAAGAAGCUGGUGGAUUUUAUUCAGGCACACGGCCAUGGAAGCUGGAGAGCUCUCCCCAAGCUCGCCGGGUUGAAUAGGUGCGGCAAGAGCUGCCGGCUGAGGUGGACGAACUACCUGAAACCUGAUAUCAAGAGGGGGAAAUUCUCUCCGGAUGAAGAACAGACCAUUCUCAAUCUCCAUUCCUUUCUCGGCAACAAAUGGUCAGCAAUAGCAAGCCAUCUGCCAGGGCGUACAGACAACGAGAUAAAAAACUUCUGGAACACCCAUCUCAAGAAGAAACUUAUCCAGAUGGGAUUCGACCCGAUGACCCACCAGCCGCGAACCGACCUGUUCGCCACGCUGCCUCAACUCAUGGCCCUGGUCCAGCUCAAGGACCUCCUCCUAAUCGACCACCCACUGGACCACCAAACAACGAGACUACAGGCCGAGGCUCUCCAGCUCGCCAAGCUCCAGUACGUCCAGUACCUCCUCCAAUCCUCCUCCUCCACGUCAUCAUCAUCAUCAAACCACCAAAACGGCGUCGUAUCUUCCACCGCCUCCGCCGACAUAGAACUCAUCAACCUCCUCAAUUCUCUCCCUAACCAACAACUUCUUCAUCAUCAUCAUCAGUUCAAUAAUUCCGAGUUUAGUAAUAUGAUCACUUCUUCUACUUCCAUGGCGGCCACUCAACCACUCCACCACCAUAACCAUAUUCUACUCCCUCCUUUGUGUGACCCACAAGAGGAAGAAGAACAAGUCCCUUUCCUUACACAAACAACUACCACAACCACUACAGCGACCAAUGGUAAUGACUGUAAUAAUAAUAACGAUAUUAAUAAUAAUAAUACUAAUCAUAAUAAUAAUAACGAGAUGAUGAACUCGUGGCCGGUGGAGGUUCUGCCGUCGCCGCCGCCGUCUUCCCUCCCUCAGACCUCAAUAAGCAACCCGACGGCCGGCGGCGGGGAGGGUACUAGCAGCAGCAGCUCUAGCUACGCCGGCGGGGUGACUUCCUACAAUUGGACCGAGCUUUUCCUUGAUGAACCUAUUCUCAGCGAGAUUUCCUUGUGA